AUGUCUCGCCCGCAGGUCAUUCAGGAAGACGAGGCUUCGGCCCGCAACCCCGCCCACCUCGACCAGGAGCUCAAGGGUGCUCGCGUCUGGCGCGCCGGUGGCAUUGGCAUCUUUGCCUACUCGCUCGACGGCGGUCUCGAGGGCACCAAGAACCGCGUCUACAAGGACUGGAACGGCUCGUUUGACGCUUCGCUCUACGGCGCUCGCCAGCGCACUGCCGCCUUCCGCAACGCUCGCCAGAACGGCUGGGUCGUCCCUCUUGUCCGCUGGGAGCUCGUCGAGGACGGCCAGCGCAUCCCCCCCGACGCCAUCCAGAUCGGCAACGAGGCCAACGGCCAGCCCCUCUACUCGGCUCGUGUCUUCCUUAACGGUGGUGUCGAGGUCGGCAAGGCCGGUCACCACAUCAGCGGCGCCGAGAUCCCUUACUUUGGCGAGGGCAAGCACUUCCGCACCUUUGAGGUCCUUGUCGGCGACGGCUCCGUCGUCCAGUGGUACCCCUUCCACCCCGGAUGGGCUGACUCGCACCCCGCCGGCACCCAGGCGGUCGACGGUGGCCGCACUGGCGAUGGCAAGGCUGAGCUGAUUGCGCGCACCAACGAGUUUGGCCUGGCAUUUACAGAGUACAUUGCUCGCGACGACCACGCGUACGUCGCGUACGGCGGCGAGGAGAAGCGCAAUGUCCGCAACUUUGAGAUCCUCGCCUUCCCCAACCUCUCGGCCCGUUGA
Vanrija pseudolonga is the source of this 726-nucleotide messenger RNA. RefSeq lists its product as uncharacterized. The record is from RefSeq and is a predicted model, not a curated record. Bases 1 to 726 code for a protein of 241 amino acids. The transcript has 4 exons. NCBI's taxonomy places the organism in Eukaryota, Fungi, Basidiomycota, Tremellomycetes, Trichosporonales, Trichosporonaceae.